Molecule: messenger RNA, 1038 nt
Organism: Aspergillus niger
Lineage: Eukaryota; Fungi; Ascomycota; Eurotiomycetes; Eurotiales; Aspergillaceae
Exons: 2
Coding region: 1-1038 (345 amino acids)
Source: RefSeq, a predicted model, not a curated record
AUGAGUGACAAGUGGGAAGUUGCGAAUUUCAGUCUAAGCACAAAUGUCCAGAAUGAGACUGAAAGAGAGAUCUUUGCCAAUGGUAAUAUGCAGGCGCAGAUUAACGUCAGAAUCAAAGCCACCGUUUACGACACAUUGAAUACACCCUACCAGCUCACCGAGUCAGACCUGGAGAGUCUCAAGUUGAUCGAUUAUAGCACAAAGGAGGAGUUGGCGGGAAAAUGGACUUAUUCCAGGGAAGAGGACGAGAUUUUUGUUCAUACUAUGCCAGGGCAGCUGCCUUCUGCAGCACCCGUUGUGCCCAAUGCGGAUGGUUCUCAAACUGUUGUGCUCUGGGUCUCAUCAACCACGCUUGGAGAUAAAAGGAUCGCCGCCCAGAUUACGGAGCUUGGCGAGAAACCAGCAAUUGUCACUACGACCGGUGGCACUUAUGAUUCUAGCAUUACAAUUGUCGCCAAGCAGCCAAUCACUUACACGAUGAAUGAUGUUACCGUUACCCGAGAAGAUACGGCCGAAGGUUUUUGGUCCAAGAGGGUCUGGUUUGGGAAUACCGAGAAGAGGUAUGAAUAUGCUUGGGACCAAGACAACUACUAUAUCAAAUCCAAACUCUAUCCAUUUGUGAAAGUGGAUCCUAAAAAUGUGGAUACCGAUGGUACACAGCAGCCCUAUGGACGGAAUACUUACUUCCGGGAUGCGUUUGCCUAUUUGGGCUUGGGUAACAAUAGGGACGUCAGCAUAUUUUUCAUGCCGCAAAUGGGAGGUUCAAGCACGAAGUGGCGCGAUACAUGCGCGAAGGUCACGGUCAACCAGAGGCCGAACGAAUUGUGUCUCACUCGUCUCUUGUUCGGAAACGGCUGGGUCUCUUGGUAUUCAAACUGGCAACAAGAUACUUGGUUCACUAUUUACGAUCAAUAUGGAAAUCCCGGCUACUUUUCAGUCAAAACGAACGGAAGCAACACCAUUUCCAUCUCGACCAGAUAUGUUAACGAAGAGUUAUCGGCUGAUUCUAGAACCAUCGAGUCCACUUCAAAGCUUUGA